Messenger RNA from Apodemus sylvaticus (European woodmouse), 2674 nucleotides. RefSeq names its product LETM1 domain containing 1 (gene Letmd1). Gene Ontology annotation, cellular component: mitochondrial inner membrane. Gene Ontology annotation, molecular function: ribosome binding. Gene Ontology annotation, biological process: intracellular monoatomic cation homeostasis. The record is from RefSeq and is a predicted model, not a curated record. The transcript has 9 exons. NCBI's taxonomy places the organism in Eukaryota, Metazoa, Chordata, Mammalia, Rodentia, Muridae. Bases 295 to 1377 code for a protein of 360 amino acids.
GGCCAAGGCGCCGGGCGCCCGCAGAGGUCAAGGGCAGCGCCCGAGGCCCCAGGGACCGAGGAGGGCACUGGGUCCCUCAAGGAGACGCCGUCCUCGGCUCAUGAUCGCUACCACCGGCUGGGCCCACGCGCGCGCUCCCUCGGGUCGGCCUGCUUCCGGUCCUGCGGGCGGAAGCUUCGCCGCGUCCAAUCCGCGUUCCCCGCACGGGCUCGCACGGGGGGCGCCGGGCGGCGCGUGCGUGCUGCGGGGCGCACUCUGACCCGGAGACGACCUCCCCGCUCCCUCCCUGUGAAGAUGGCGCUGUCCAGGGUGUGCUGGGCUCGGGCUGCUCUGUGGGGUUCGGCCGUCGCUCCUGGACCCUUUGUCACCCGGAGGCUGCAGCUGGGCCGCUCUGGCCCCGCGUGGCGAGCCCCUCGGUCUUCAAAGCUUCACCUCUCUCCAAAGGCGGACGUGAAGAACUUGAUUUCUUAUGUGGUGACCAAGACAAGAGCGAUUAACGGAACGUACCAUCGUUUCUUGGGGCGUCAUUUCCCCCGCUUCUAUGCCUUAUACACAACCUUCAUGAAAGGAAUACAGAUGUUAUGGGCUGAUGGCAAAAAGGCUAGAAGAAUAAAGGCAGACAUGUGGAAACAAAAUCUAAAGUUUCAUCAACUCUCUUACCGGGAGAUGGAGCAUUUGAGACAGUUCCGACGAGAUAUCACCAAGUGUCUCUUCGUGGGCCUCAUCUCUAUCCCGCCCUUUGCCAACUACCUGGUCUUCCUGCUAAUGUACCUGUUUCCUAGGCAACUGCUUGUCAAGCAUUUCUGGACGCCCAAACAACAAAUUGAUUUCUUGGACAUUUAUCAUGGUCUCAGGAGGCGGUCCCACUCGGCAAUCAUCACACAUCUAAGAAGGGCCAGCGCUUUUGUUUCUCAUGAGAAGCUCCGGUGGCAUCUGACAGACCUGUGCACCAAGGUGCAGAAUGGCACCCACCCAACAGCACACGACAUCCUGGCCCUCAGAGACUGCUUCUCCUCCUAUCCCUUGGGCCUCAGCCAGCUCCAGGCUUCUCAAAUGAGAGCCUUGAGUCAGGCCCUGCUCCUCACUCCUUACCUGCCUCCGCCCUUGCUGAGAUGGCGUCUGAGGAGCCACACCACUGUGCUUCACCAGCUGGACCGCGCUCUGGCAAAGCUAGGGGUUAGCCAGCUGACCACCCAGGAAGUGAGAUCGGCUUGCUAUCUUCGUGGCUUGAACUCUAACCACAUUGCUGACGACAGGUGUCGAACCUGGCUGGGGGAAUGGUUGCACAUCUCCUGCAGCCUGAAAGAACCUGAGCUGUCCCUCUUGCUGCACAACGUGGUCCUGCUCUCCACCAACUACCUUGAGACAAGGCGCUGAGCCACGGAAGGGAUGCAGUGUCCUGCAGUCUUCCUGCAGCCGCGUAGUGUAGUGGUGUGGGACCAAGGAGCACUUACCAGCGCCUGUGUGCACCGCUAGUGUGGGAGGCAGAGGAGCACGCUACCCAUCUGGGAGCUAUAGACAUUCCUUCACAGCUUGAACCUAACAAGCCCUGCGCUGCCAUCCCCUUAUGCUAACCUGGGGCUGGCAAGCACCUCUACCUGGUACUAGACUUUUACUGUGAUGUAAUCCUAUAAAGUCAGCAUUUGCCCAGGUGGGAAUCAUGUGGCCUAAAACUCACGACUGCCAUGUUUUUGUUUUUGUCUUUGUUUUGAGAUGAGUCUAUGUUGCCUGGGCUGGCCUCAGAUUCCUGUGCUCAAAGGAUCCUCCUGCUCCCGGCUCGGGUGCUGGGGUGGCACGUCCAGAUCGUACCGGCCUCACUGCCAUGCUCUCUCCUGCAUCCCGUGUAGCUGCGGAGGACCUGGAAAUCAAAUCUGGUCUUCCCACUUCCACCCCCUAGGUGCUGGGACACGGGCAUGCAGCUCCACAGAGCUCUGGGGUGUUGUCUGGGAAACUAGGUGAGUGCUCCUCACUGAGUCUUCUGCACUAGAGAUCUCUGGUGCCCAGAACAGUGCAGCUUAGCCUGGAGUGAGGGCACCUGUGCCUGGCCCUGGCCACGCCCUGGCAGCGACUCUUCUUACACACACCCCUUUUCUUUUGUUGGCCUUUUUGAGUCUUACUAUGUAACCCAGGCUGGCCUUUGAUUCCUGGCAAUCCUGACAAUUCUGCCACAGCCUCCUGGGGACUGAAAAUAAGCAUGAGCCACACCCAUCCUUUCUGGUGAGACCAAAAGUAGGGGUGUUUUCCCCAUCACUAUCAUGGACUAACUUCUACCCCUCCUCUCAGUAUUCUCUGGAUGCUUUUUUUUUUUUAAGUAAUUUAUGGGAACAUUCAAAGGAGGUGUGAAGAAAGAAUGGCUGCUGGCCCCUCCCUGCGUUUGUUCCCAGCGUCUUACUUUCCAGGCUGUGUCACAGCCCCUGAGGACCUUACAUGUUUGCUACCUCCGCUGUGUUACACGAGGCCCUCACUGUAACCAGCAGUGGCCGCCUUCUCUAGGCUGUGGGUCAAAACGCACAAGGUACUAAUUACUGCCCAGCCCUGGGAGACCAGAUUUGCACCGAGAUAGUAAGUUGGGCUUAACUGCUGUGUGUCCAUCUAUGCCCUGUCGUUUUGUAAUAAUUUACUGUAAAUGCAUGAAGCACUGUUUUUAAACCCAAGUAAAGACUGCCUGAAACCA